Messenger RNA from Penicillium maclennaniae, 1746 nucleotides. RefSeq names its product histidine--tRNA ligase. NCBI's taxonomy places the organism in Eukaryota, Fungi, Ascomycota, Eurotiomycetes, Eurotiales, Aspergillaceae. The record is from RefSeq and is a predicted model, not a curated record. Bases 1 to 1746 code for a protein of 581 amino acids. Gene Ontology annotation, biological process: mitochondrial translation. The transcript has 3 exons. Gene Ontology annotation, cellular component: mitochondrion.
AUGCCGUCCAUCCAUAUUGCCAUACGCUCAACACGACGAGCAGUUGCAGACACUAUCCGCGCGCGUCCUGUGGCCUGUCUGACUCAUUUGCCUGCCCAAAGCCUGCGUGCGACCUCGAAUCAAAUUCGUCUCCGAGCCCCCACCAUCCCCCACCAUCAAAUCUAUCCCCGCCCUCGAUACUUUUCUUCAAUUCCUCCUCGCUCCUGUGAAAUCGAUACAAUGCCCAAGGAUAAGGUCUCUUUCAACCUCAAAACCCCCAAGGGGACCAAGGAUUGGUGCGGCUCCGACGCCCUCCUCCGUGACCGCAUCUUUACCACCAUCGCCGACGUCUUCAAGCGCCAUGGCGGGACUGCCCUCGAUACCCCCGUUUUUGAGCUGCGCGAGAUCCUGGCUGGUAAGUAUGGCGAGGAUUCCAAGCUCAUCUACGAUCUGAAGGACCAGGGUGGUGAAAUUUGCUCCCUACGCUACGACUUGACCGUUCCUUUUGCCCGCUGGCUCGCGAUGAACCCCGACGUACGCAGCAUCAAGCGUUACCACAUCGCCAAGGUCUAUCGCCGAGACCAGCCCGCCAUCAGCAAGGGCCGCAUGCGCGAGUUCUAUCAGUGCGACUUCGAUAUCGCUGGUGCGUUCGACCCAAUGGUGCCUGACGCCGAGGUGCUGCGAAUCGUUAGCGAGGUCUUCGAGGAGUUGGGCUGGAACGGUCGCUACACCAUCAAGCUGAACCACCGCAAGAUUUUGGACGGUGUGUUCCAGGUCUGCGGUGUGCCUGAGGAUAAGAUUCGUCCUAUCUCGAGUGCCGUCGAUAAGCUGGACAAGAUGCCCUGGGCGGAUGUACGCAAGGAGAUGGUCGACGAGAAAGGUCUGGACGGUGCCGUUGCGGACCGUAUUGAGGGCUAUGUCAUGAACAAGGGUAGCCGCGAGCUGCUGGAGAAGCUGCUGCAGGACGAGAAUCUCACUGCCAACGCCUCGGCCAAGGCCGGUCUGGAUGACAUGGCUUUGAUGAUGGAAUACCUGGAUGCUUUCGGCGUUCUGGACAAGAUCUCCUUUGACAUGUCACUGGCGCGUGGAUUGGAUUACUACACCGGUGUGAUCUACGAGGUUGUCACCGAGGGCUCAGCACCCGCUGUGCAGGCGGGCGACGCCGAGGCCAUCAAGUCCCAGAAGUCCAGCAAGAAGGAUAAGAAGAACGAUGAUGAUGACCGCUCAAAUGACCCCACUCUGGGUGUUGGCAGUGUUGCUGCCGGUGGUCGCUACGAUAACCUGGUGGGCAUGUUUAUGCCCAAGGCUCAGAUUCCCUGUGUCGGUAUCUCUUUCGGUGUCGACCGUAUCUUCUCCAUCACAAAGGCACGCCUUGAGCGUGAGCAAAAAGCCGACGCUUUCCGCAGCAGCGAGGUCGAUGCCUAUGUCAUGGCUUUCGGUGGUAAGGGUUUCACUGGUAUGCUCAAGGAGCGUAUGGAGGUCGCCCAGAAGCUGUGGCAGGCCGGGAUUAAGGCUGAAUUUUCCUACAAGGUGAAGCCCAAGCUGCCCCAACAGUUCAAGGCCGCCGAACAAGGCGGUGUCCCCUUCGCCGUCAUCCUCGGCGAGGAGGAGCUGAAGGCCGGCAAGGUCCGCCACGCGGAGAAGGAAGGUGUCGAAGUCGACAUUGCCCAGCUUGCCGACGAGCUCCAACAGCGCCUUGCCAACAAGCCCUCUGCUUCCGGCGCCACUUUGGCAGAGCAGUUGGGUGGUGUCAAGAUUAGCGCCUGA